Messenger RNA from Amborella trichopoda, 1803 nucleotides. Its product is annotated as polypyrimidine tract-binding protein homolog 3. Gene Ontology annotation, molecular function: RNA binding. NCBI's taxonomy places the organism in Eukaryota, Viridiplantae, Streptophyta, Magnoliopsida, Amborellales, Amborellaceae. Gene Ontology annotation, biological process: mRNA processing. The record is from RefSeq and is a predicted model, not a curated record. Gene Ontology annotation, cellular component: nucleus.
GCUAUUCCUCAGUACUUCCUCCAGGUUCACCAAAAUGACGGAGCCUUCCAAAGUUAUUCAUGUUCGUAACGUCGGGCAUGAAAUAUCUGAGAAUGAUCUACUUCAAUUGGUGCAACCUUUUGGUGUGGUCGAUAAACGUGUCAUGCUACGUGCUAAGAAUCAGGCUCUUUUGCAAAUGCAUGAUAUACCUUCUGCCGUCAAUGCAUUGCAAUACUACACAAAUGUUCAGCCAAGUGUCAGGGGCAGGAAUGUUUACAUGCAGUUCUCUUCUCAUCAAGAACUGACAACGCCUGACCAAAAUGGUCAGGGGAGCAAGGAUGGAGACCAGGAUUCACAACCCAACCGAAUUCUCUUAGUUACAAUUCAUCACCUGCUCUAUCCUAUAACAGUGGAAGUUCUUCAUCAAGUUUUUUCUCCUCAUGGAUUUGUUGAGAAGAUCGUGACCUUUCAGAAGGCAGCCGGAUUUCAGGCUCUUAUCCAGUACCAGGCUUGCCAAAGUGCUGUUCAAGCCAGAAAUACGCUGCAAGGGCGCAACAUUUACGAUGGUUGCUGUCAGCUUGAUAUCCAGUUCUCGAAUCUUCCAGAGUUGCAAGUGCACUUCAAUAAUGAAAGAUCCAGGGAUUUUACCAAUCCAUCUUUGCCCAAUGAACAGAAAGGAAGACCAUCGCAAGGAGCCUUGCCUGGUUAUGGGGAUUCAGGAGGCCUCUAUGGCAUGCAACCAGGAGGAGGCAGGCCAGUGGCAUUUCCACAGGUGGGUGCAAUCGGCCUAGGCCCUAUCCAGAUUGGCACUGCUGCAGCCAUUGCAGCUGCAUUUGGUGGGGGUUUGCCCCCAGGCAUAACUGGUACUAACGACAGAUGCACUCUUCUGGUGUCCAAUCUAAAUCUCGAAAAAAUCGAUGAAGAUAAGCUUUUCAACUUGUUUUCCCUCUAUGGAAAUAUAUUACGCAUCAAAAUGCUUAAAAACAAACCUGACCAUGCACUCAUUCAAAUGGGUGAUGGUUUCCAGACUGAAUUGGCUGUACAUUUCUUGAAGGGGGCCAUGCUUUUCGGGAAGCGAAUGGAUGUGAACUUCUCAAAGCAUCCGCACAUCACCCCUUCAACCGACACCCACGACUACUUAGGCUCCAACCUCAACCGAUUCAACCGCAAUGCUGCCAAGAACUAUCGCUACUGCUGUGCCCCCACCAAGAUGAUCCACAUCUCCACCCUCCCUCCCGAGGUCACUGAGGACGAGAUUGUGGCCCAUGUUGAGGAGCACGGCAAUGUGGUUGGGAGCAAGCUCUUUGAGGUAAACGAGAAGAAGCAGGCCCUAGUGCUCUUUGACACGGAGGAGCAGGCCACCGAGGUCCUUGUUUGCAAGCAUGCCACCACCAUAGGGCGUGCCAUCAUCCGCAUCUCUUUCUCCCAGCUCCAGAGCCUGUAGGACCCUCAACAACCUUCACGAACAUUCUUGAGUGCGGUAGCCUUUCCCAAAGGGGUGUGCAAGAGGGUGGGGUUUAGGUAUUUGUUUUUAUUUUUCUUUGUUUGGGAUUUUGUGUUCUUGUUUGGACCUGGGUUUUGUGCUCUUGCCUUUUUAGGGGCAGAGACUUGCUUGUUGCACCUCUUUGGGGUGCUUGGCUUUUGCAGCGUGGAUCUUGUUUUGUACUCAUGAUACAUAUAUUCAGUUUACUGUGUAGUUUGACCUAAUGUCUAAGCAUGGAAAUCGAAUGUACCUGUGUUUUCCAUAAGAAACUGAGCCUUGCAAGUGCUACUCAUGUAUUGAAAUCCGGACUGUUUACUUGAAUCCAUGAGAAGUCAUGUUCA